Phialemonium atrogriseum is the source of this 1651-nucleotide messenger RNA. RefSeq lists its product as uncharacterized. Gene Ontology annotation, biological process: regulation of transcription by RNA polymerase II. Gene Ontology annotation, molecular function: DNA-binding transcription activator activity, RNA polymerase II-specific; zinc ion binding. The coding region runs from base 176 to 1429 and encodes 417 amino acids. The transcript has 2 exons. Lineage: Eukaryota; Fungi; Ascomycota; Sordariomycetes; Cephalothecales; Cephalothecaceae. The record is from RefSeq and is a predicted model, not a curated record.
CUUCCAUUUCGGGUCAAGGCAGCAUCGCCGUUAGACGUCAGCAAGCUCAAGCACUGCCACAUCAGCCCCAUUGAUGAAGUGGUAGCGCCGCUUGCAAUAUCAAUUCUCAUCAAAUCCAAUUCCACCAAAUUCGCGAAACUCGAGACAUGGGCUGGCUGACACAGACUUGGUAACGAUGCAAACUCGAAAAUCACAUUCGAAAUCACGUAAUGGGUGCGAGACCUGCAAGAGAAGGCGCGUAAAGUGCGACGAGCAGGGCCCGCCUUGUGCCAACUGCGUGAUCCGCAAGACUCCCUGCAAUUAUAUCCGGUCAAUUGACAUGCGUCAUCUAGCGGCGCCGCCUCAGGCUACAACGUCGAGCUCAGCCGGGUCUUCGCCGGGGUCGGCGUCGGCGUCAGCAUCAACAUCGGCAUCGGCAUCGGGAUUGACAUCGGCAUCGACAUCGACAUUGGAAUCCACGUCGGUGCCAUCAGCCGAGUCAUCCUCCCUCCGUCUCCUCGAGCUCGAGCUGAUGCACCGAUGGUCGACGAGCACCUACAAGAGCGUCUGCAGCAUAGCCAGCGAGGAGCACCUCCUGAAGGUGACAGUACCCCGCGACGCCCUGAAGCACCCCUACCUUCUAGACUGCGUGUUCGCAUUCGCGGCGCUAGACCUAGCUGUCGCAUCGCCCGAGCCUGCCGAUCAAGCCUCAUACGCCCGCGCAGGCCUCGACUACCACGACCGCGCCCUCCGCGGCUUCCACGCCGAGCUCGGCAACAUCGCGCCGGAGAACCACCUGCCCAUCUUCAUCGUGUCGACGCUGCUCCUGCCGCUCAACAUCGCGCGCCCGCAGCUCGUCCCCGCCGGCGGCGAUCGCCCGCGGAUCAGCGCGCGCGACUCGGUGCUCGCCCUCUUCGACCUGAUGGCCUGCACCGCCCUCGUCGCCACCACCACCUGGGACUUGCUCGAGGCCGGGCCGGUGCAGACGCGGGCGUGGAUCAACCAGGACGUGCCGGUGCACCUCCUGGACGCCGGUACUAAGGCCGCCGUGGCGCGCCUGCACGCGCUCAACGACGGGCACCGUCGCGACGGACCAGAGGCGGCGGCCCACGAGUCGUACCAGACGAAAAUCCUGCAUCUGGAGGGGUGCUUUGCCAGGGACAUUGAGGCCUCGGUCAAGGGCUCGUGCCUGGCGUGGGUGGGUUUGACCAGAGGGGACUUUGCAGAGAAAUUCCGGCGCGCUGAGCCGCUCGCACUGAUCAUCAUGAUGCACUGGGGGGUGCUGGUGGAGAACCUGGGCAGGGAGGCCUGGUGGGCGAAUCAGGCGGGGCGGAAUCUCGUCAUGGAGCUCUCGGGCGAGCUGCAGAAGCUCGGAUUCGACUCACUACCGGUCUGGCAGGAGAGUAUCUCGUGGACUCGGCAACAGGUUGGUCUGCCGCCGCUGGUUUAGGACAUUCUGGUGUGUGUUUCAUCUUAUUUCUGUGAUACCAGGGCAAGGAAGCCACAGGUUUUGGGAGAGCUGGGGGAUCUGGUCUAUCAUCUAUUUGAUUGAUUUGAGCAAGCAUAUCUAUACCCGACCUGCCUUAUUGUCUCGUGACAGCAGAUUACUUGGGGCUUUCAUACGAAGCGAGACGGCCGAAGCAACUUUUUCCCGGCCACGGACGCGGCCCGU